Molecule: messenger RNA, 7562 nt
Organism: Alosa alosa (allis shad)
Lineage: Eukaryota; Metazoa; Chordata; Actinopteri; Clupeiformes; Clupeidae
Product: adhesion G-protein coupled receptor G2-like
Exons: 35
Coding region: 498-5972 (1824 amino acids)
Biological process (GO): adenylate cyclase-activating G protein-coupled receptor signaling pathway; cell surface receptor signaling pathway
Cellular component (GO): membrane
Molecular function (GO): G protein-coupled receptor activity
Source: RefSeq, a predicted model, not a curated record
UUGAAUACACAUACUUUUCCACACAUAAUUAUCCCUGUAACACGUGUUUUAACAUGUUUUUUUUUUUUUAUGUUUUCCAAUGUAAUUUCAUGAGGAAAUGGGCAGCUCCUUAGUAGGAGGAUUAAGUUUGUUGUUCAUUUGAGAGCAUAGACGAUUCACAAGAUUUGAGAUGUCAACUAGAAUGUAGCACAACCUUUUCGGUGAUUAGGGCGUGUCAUUUUUGUGGAUUCCUUGCGAAUGCUUCAUAAUGAAUGGGAGUGUCAGUUUUGAAGGUCUAGUCGGGUGUCACGUUUCAGCAUAUUAUGUUCUUGAGAAAUCUCUUUACCAUGAUGCAUAUGCAAUAGCACUAAGCUGUUUUUAACGAUUUUUGUAAAGACAAAACAGAAGAUAUAACGUUUUUAUAAAAGGGGGCGUUCGAAACGUUACAGAGUGAUGCUGGGCUUGGGACAAGCCAAGACUCAACAACUCCCACAGUAAGAUGGUCUCGCGCAUAGUUUAUGCGUGGCAUCAACAGGUUUCACUUUUCUGCCCUGGUAGAGAUGAGCUGUGCUUGUACAGUUUUCACAUGUGGUGUGGACAGAACAAGGAAGGAUGCAGCCUGGUACUGUGGACUACCACUCGCCUGGUACUGUGGACUACCACUCGCCCAUCGCACAGAGCAAACCUCUCUUCUCACUCGUCUCUUCCUGCUCUGGAUGAUUCAUUCUUCGGUGCUUCAAGCUCAUGGGUACUUCAUGUAUGACUCCAAGGCUGUUCUGGGCGACUGCCAAGACUACUGGACCUUCCGGGACCGCGAGCGCAUCCCUCUGCUCUUCCAGGUGACGGUGUGCGUGGACGUGCGCGUGGUCUCGCCGGGCCCCUGGCUGGCGUUCUCCUACAGCUCCCCCCGCGCGCCGCGCUACGACCUGGCGCUGGAGGGCGAUGCGGGCUCGCUGCACGCCUGGCUCCUGGGCGUGCGCCACCACUUCCCCGUGCGUCUGAAGCCCCAGGCCUGGCACCGGCUCUGCCUGCGGCGCGACUCGCUCCGCAACACCUUCAGCCUCGAGGUGGACGGCAGGAGCGACGCCCAGCACCAGCGCACCGUCAUCGCCCGACUCAUCCCCCCCAACGGUGAGCUGACGCUGGGCUGCCGGCCGUGGGAUGCCCACCCUGGGUCCGACCCCCGGGGGAAGGUGGAGCUCUACCUGUUCCGCGUGUGGGAGGACGUGGAGCAGCACCAGGCCUGCGAGGACGGCUCAGUGGCCGGCUGGGAGUCACGGAUGUGGGCCGUCACUCACCCCAGGACCCAAGUCCGGGAUGACCAGCUGUAUUGUGGCAAGACCAGGAGGAAACGGAACAGUGGUGUCAAUUCAGGAGGCAGUUCAUCAAAUGGAUGCAACAAUAAUGGCCAGAGUAUUAACCGUAACCCCAAUUGUGAUAGCAGUGGUAAAAUGGUCGCAACUACAGGCUCUCCAGGCGGCAGAGAGUUAUUUGUCUCCACAGCUGGACAGGUUGUGAUGCAGUGCAACUUCUCUCAGUUCUGUUCAAACACAACAUCCCAUUACUGGAUGAUGAUCAGUGUAACUGUGCAGGGACAAGCAAAGACGGAAGCAGAUCUUAAAGCCUGGCUUCAUAAGUCAGUCAGCCAUGUUGAGACCACAGAAAUAAACUGUACAGACAAGACCAAUAUAACGAAGACUAACUGCACUGUGCAGCUGGGGCUUAGUGAGCCUGUGGGCCCAUGUGGUCUGAAGCAGCAGCUACAGGACGCAGCCAAUAACGAGGGCAUCCAGGCUACCAUCCACGGCAAUGUGGAGAGAGUUGGUAAAGGCCUCUGUUUUGAUGAAGAUAUACUGCCCUCUGGAGGAGAGUUUGUGAGGUGCACCUACCCUGAGCCCUAUGCUGGAAUGUGCACCUCUACCCAGGCUGUCAACGUCACAUGCUCUGUCAUGGACUCUGAGUACGUCCCUGCCACCUCCUCUGACCCUGAGCAAGACUCCUGCCCAAUUGAACAACAAGAUAGGUGUAACUGUGAAUCCUUCUGCAAUGAUACACGAGAAUAUUAUUACGCCUUGCGUCUGAACAUCACAAGUCCCUCCAUCAACCUGACAGACAUCCAGAACCUGAUCUUCAAAACCCACUCAGACUGUGAUUCAGACACGGAGCAGGCUGUCUGUGAAAACAUAACUCAGGCAUUCAAACAUUUCCGGGAGAUACAUUUGGAAUGCCAUGGAAAUGAAACACGGCUUCACAGCUGUAUGGUUGCUCUGAUGCUGAACAAGCAGCUGGGCGUGUGUGAGGUCAGCAGAGUGAUGGCAUAUCGGCUGCAUCAGAGCAGAGGGGUCUCUUUCGACGGGCGCCUGUCUCGAAUGGCAAUGUGUGGUGGGUCCGAUUCACCUGGCGCGAGACUGCUGGACUCUAACCUCUCCUGGUUCUCGUCCAGCCUCACUGUGCCUGACUUCUGUGCUGCUCAACUCAACAGCUCCCUGACAUGCAAAAAGAAUGAGACCAAGGCAGUACUUCUCAGUGAUACCUGUCAGGAAACCUGGCCAGGAAACCAUAGCAACACCACUGCUGUUCCUCCAAACACUACACAAUCUAACACCACAACUGUUCCUCCAAACACUACACAAUCUAACACCACAACUGUUCCUCCAAACACUACACAAUCUAACACCAAAGCUGUUCUUCCAAACACUACACAAUCUAACACCACAACUGUUCCUCCAAACACUACACAAUCUAACACCACUGCUGUUCCUCCAAACACUACACAAUCUAACACCACUGCUGUUCCUCCAAACACUACACAAUCUAACACUACAAGUGUUUCUCCAAACAUGACUCAAUUUAACACCACUGCUGUUCCUCCAAACACUACACAAUCUAACACUACAAGUGUUUCUCCAAACACAACUCAAUUUAACACCACUGCUGUUCCUCCAAACACUGCACAAUCUAACACCAGCGCUGUUCCUCCGAACACUACACAAUCUAACACCACAAGUGUUCCUCCAAACACUACACAAUCUAACACCACAAGUGUUCCUCCAAACACUUCACUAUUGAACACCACAGGUGUACCAUACACUUCUCAAUCCAAUACAACAUUAACACAAAACAACACUGAAUUUAAUGACACAACCUUACAGCAUAACACCACCCAGUUUUACACCACAACGCUACCACCAAAUACUACUCAAUUUAACACCACAACUGUUCCUCAGAACACUACACAAUUUACCAUAUCAGCACAAAACAGCACGUUGUUUAACUCUACAACAGUAUGGAGGAACAGCACCCUAUUUAGCACCACAACACCAUUUCCACUCAACACAACACAAAUGUAUACAACGAGAAAUGAAUCAUUACACAAUGGAUCGUACAUGAACACAACUGCUUUGCCCAUUAAUGUUACGCAAUCUGCCACAAUUUACACGUCUCUGAACUCAACAAACUUUAUCACAGCAGAUGUAUCACCAACUUCCUCACAUAAUAUCAUCACUUCAAGCCCUCAGUUGAACACAACAGAGUCGUUUACAGAUUUACCAUCAUAUCUUAAUGCCACCCAGGACUAUAACUCAACAUCCAUUCCACUUACGACAGCUUCUCAAAAUGCAAGUUCUUCACCAACAACACUGGGUGUUAAUUCUACUACUAGUGGAGCAAAUGCCACCCUGAAUGUGACGAGCAGCUACCCAGCAGGCCCUGUGCUGAACCAGACAGUUCCCAUGGUAACAACACCAGAGCAGAACACAACAACGCAGCGCGAGAACGUCUCCUUGGUUCCAGCCGUUCCAGACAGGACCACUGCCCCGGCAACCAUGACCCUCACCACCCCUGCAACCACAACCCAGCCCGGGGCCCAGUCCACAGGAGUGGUUUCUAUAAACCCAAACGCCACAAUGCCAGCAGAGGCUAGCACAGCCACCACAACAACAUCUACAGCUUCGCCUUCUGAUCCAGAAGGGUCAUCUCGGACCACCAUCUCUACAGUCACUACAGAAACCACCACACCGACCACAACCACCACGUCCAGCCCCGGUGAGCAGGCCAACCAGCUGCAGAACCUGACCAAGGACGUGUCGUCCCUGAACUCGUCCCAGGUGGCGCAGGUGGUGGAGCAGCUGGAGGGCAUCCUCUCCGGCCCCAACAUCAGUCUGGAGGUGGGCCGGGCUGUGCUGUCCGUCAUCAGCAACCUGCUAGGCGCCUCUGCCAGCACGUUGGGCUCCUCAUCAAACAGGAUAAUCCAUGCUGUUGAUACUCUGGGUCAGAAGCUGGUUAUCGAGGGAGACAGCACGACAAUUGAAGCCGACUCACUGGUGUUAUCCACAACAAGGGUAGAUGGGAAUAAUUUCAAUGGCGGGGUAUUCAUCAUCGCAAACCAACAGAGUGCCCGAGCGAAGGUCAGGAGUGAACGCAGGAGUAAACGAUCAGAGAGGGAGUCGACGCUGGACGAAAGAGACCUGGGCAUGGUCUUUCUGCCCCCCUCCCUGACGCAGCACCUGAGCCCUCAGGAGCUGAAGCAGUUCUCCAGAGUCCAGUUCAGCUUCUACUCCAAGACCACGUUCUUUCAGGACAAAGCUCUGGACCAGUUCCAGUUGAGGCUCAACAGCCUUAUUUUGAGUGCCAGUGCGUCCAACUUGUCCAUCAGUAACCUCACAGAAGACGUGGAGAUUAUUCUAAAGAAUGACCAGCCCAUUCCGGAAAAUGCCACAGCUGUCUGCACGUUCUGGGACUUCAGCAAAAAUGGAGACUCAGGGGGCUGGAACUCUGAGGGAUGUUCAGUGAAGAACACUACCAAGAACCAAACCAUUUGCAGCUGCAAUCAUCUCACCAGCUUUGCUGUCCUCAUGGAUCUGUCCGGAGAAGGCAUUACAGACCGCCUGCAGGCCACCAUCCUGUCCUUCAUCACCUACAUCGGCUGUGGAGUCUCUGCCAUCUUCCUCGCCAUCACCCUCCUCACAUACAUAUCAUUUGAGAAGCUCCGGCGGGAUAUCCCGUCCAAGAUCCUGAUCCAGCUGUGCUUUGCGCUGCUGCUGCUGAACCUGGUGUUCCUGCUGGACUCGUGGCUGGCGCUCUACCCGGACGCCGUGGGCCUCUGCAUCAGCACCGCCUUCUUCCUGCACUACUUCCUGCUGGCCUCCUUCACCUGGAUGGCCCUGGAGGCACUGCACAUGUACCUGGCCAUCGUCAAGGUGUUCAACAACUACAUGUCCCACUACAUGCUCAAGUUCUCCCUCAUGGGCUGGGGCAUUCCCCUCCCUGUUGUGAUCAUCGUAAUCGCAGUGGAUAAAAAUAACUAUGGCCUUGUCAAUUACGGAAAGUACGCCGAUGGGACUACAGAUGAUUUCUGCUGGUUCAGGAAUGACAUUGCGUUCUAUGUGGGCGUGGUGGCGUACUUCUGCUUGGUGUUCGUGCUGAACAUGUCCAUGUUCGUGGUGGUCAUGGUGCAGCUGAACCGGGUCAAGCGGCAGAACCCCCAGAACAACCAGCACCGCUCGCACCUGCAGGACCUGCGCAGCAUCGCCGGCCUCACCUUCCUGCUGGGCCUCACCUGGGGCUUCGCCUUCUUUGCCUGGGGGCCCGUCAACCUGGCCUUCAUGUACCUGUUCGCCAUCUUCAACUCUCUGCAAGGAUUCUUCAUAUUUGUAUUCCACUGUGCACUGAAGGAUAAUGUUCGCAGACAGUGGAGGAUUUACCUGUGCUGUGGUAGACUACGGCUUCCUGAGAAUUCAGAUUGGAGCCGAACGGCCACUCAGAACAACACAAAGAAGACAUCCUUGGCCACCAACUCCUCCGUCCACUCCUCCAACUCUGCCCUGACCCAGAGAACCUCCAGGAACUCCUCUAUGACCAGCGAUGUUCUAGAACAAUCUAACGGCAUCCACUCCCCAUUCGAGGACAGUUUGAUCACAGCUUUGGAAGACACAAAUGGCGAUGUUGUCCUCAAUGAGAUCAACAAUCCCUAUCGCUCCAGAAGACGGGAGUGAUGGGACUGGAUUGACCCAGAUGACCUUCAGGUGACCCAGAUGACCUUCAGGCUCAUCGCUUGUAUCGCAUCCAUCGACUUAAAUAAUGUUCUUAUUCAGAAAAUGUGAAAUGGGAGUAUUCACCAUGUCAAUCACUUUGAAUUAAAAGUGAUAUGAAAAGAGACAGCAAUGAGGACCUACCGUCAGGUACAGAAUCCUACACAAAGUUUAAAUGAAGUACUGUAUACGUCCGAUGCAAAGGUUUCUCACUCACUGUGGACUGCUGUGAGCUUUAGCCAAAUACAUUUCCCACUCGGCCCAAGGAACAGUAUUAUCGUCUUGACUGCUGGAAGCCUGAGACCUUCAAACCCCCAGAGAAGCGUCUGGUCCACGGGUGGCCAGGGACUGUUGAGCUCUGACGUUCUGGACACAGGCCACGGCCAAGGCUUGACAGUCACUGAAAAUUAGAAAGUCACUGAAAAUGGCUCAGCUUUUGCCUUAUGUUGUUUGUGCUUUGUAAACGACCAUUUAUAAAUUAUUGUAGACAUUUAACGAAAGGUCCCUCUCGUAAUGCCCAAAUGUCCUUUCAUUGGGCUUCAGUAAUUGAUUGUACACUAAUAUGUGAAGAGUGGAAAGAGUUGAGGUUUUUUAAACAAAUAUCGGCCUAAACAACAAUUCGGAACAACUUGUGAAACAACUGAGGCUCAAGUGGUAUCCAACUCAUUCCAGAUACCAAAGGCUGUUUGGAUUGAUGUGUCUUUUAGAGCUGUUUCUUUUAUGAGGGACUAUUUAUGGUACUCCUCGGCAAUGAUUUCCUGCUUUAAAUGAAGGUUUCAAGGUAUAAAUGAAGGUCUUGGUCAAAUGAAGUAAGCCAAAGGUCAUACUGUAUGUUGCUACAUCCUACAGUAGAUUUAGAAAAUGUUUAUCAGCAUGUUGAAAAUGCUUCAUGGAAAUAAUUAUCAACAGCUGUCAUCUUGAUACAUUUUAUGACCGUAAAUUUAGUAGUAACAAUAGGAAGUUACUAAAGUAGUAACUAUAGACAGCUGCUAAAUCCUAUGACAGUACAUUUGCAUCACAGCACUUUUGAACAGUUUAGCACCAGUUGGCUUUGGCUAGUAGGUUCCUUUUCCUUUCAAGUGUCACCUGAGCCAACUACACGUUUGUGAUGACGGAUGCUGUUUUGCAUAUAAUAUUUCCCAUGCGAAAACAGUGCUGAGAGCAUACAGUAUGCUGUUAUUUAAUCAACGUCUCAGUUACUUUAGUAUGUCCAUGUACCACAUACAACAUAUGAUGGCAUGGACAAAAUAUACAAUAAUAAUGUUGUUGUCAUGUAUUCAAUCCUAAAUGUUAGAUGACUUCAUUUAGAUUCAUUUUUAAUAUGUGGUUUUCAUUCUAAUGUGUUUUUCACAUUUUGAAGAAUGUAGAUUUUAAGACAUAAACCAGUAAAUAGUGAUAUAUUUUUUAUAGAGUGUAAAACACCCCAAUAAUUAUUAUAUUUUACAUCUCAUGAUGAUGGUGAUGCUUCCUUCAACAGAUUUAAUAAAUAUAUAUUUUACAUGUAGAUUUCACUUGUACCAGCUUUCAAUCUGUAAAUAUCAAUGCAAAUACAUU